Messenger RNA from Gymnodraco acuticeps, 1136 nucleotides. It is a transcript of the gene msrb2, whose product is annotated as methionine sulfoxide reductase B2. Gene Ontology annotation, biological process: response to oxidative stress; protein repair. The transcript is spliced from 5 exons. Lineage: Eukaryota; Metazoa; Chordata; Actinopteri; Perciformes; Bathydraconidae. Gene Ontology annotation, molecular function: peptide-methionine (R)-S-oxide reductase activity. Gene Ontology annotation, cellular component: cytoplasm. The coding region runs from base 65 to 658 and encodes 197 amino acids. The record is from RefSeq and is a predicted model, not a curated record.
CACACACACACACACACUGAUAUCAGGACUUGACUUUAGACACACUUCAGCAGCAGCAGCAAACAUGUCGCGUUUCGUCGCCCGUCUCUCCGUAGUAUUUUCCCAGCAGGCGACGGUCAGAUCCGCGGUGUUACCGAGGAGGAUCCCGGUGUUACCGAGGAGGAUCCCGGUGUUCAUCCGUCCCGUGUCCACAUCGCAAGGCCUGCAGUCUCUCACCCGUUACAAUGAGACCACAGACUGGCAGAAGAAACUGACCCCAGAGCAGUUUGUAGUCACCAGAGAGAAAGGGACUGAGAUGCCCUUUAGUGGGAUCUACCUUAACCAUAAUGAAGUGGGGAUGUACCACUGUGUCUGCUGUGAUACUCCGCUUUUUAAUUCAGAGGCUAAGUAUGACUCUGGGAUGGGCUGGCCGGCAUUCAAAGAGGCUCAUGGGACAUGGGAGCGGGACGAAAGCCACGCCUCCAUCAUUCGUCGCCCUGACAACAGCCUGGGUAAUGCUGGGACUGAGGUCCUUUGUAAAAACUGUGAUUCCCACCUGGGUCAUGUGUUCAAUGACGGCCCGGACCCCACAGGUCAGCGGUUCUGCAUCAACAGCCUGGCGCUCACCUUUAAACCCAGAGAAAACAACAAGCCUGAAAACAAGGAGGAGCAGAACUAAACCCACUGGACUUAUAGACACAUUUGUGUUUCAUUUUACACAUUGAAGGACCACCCAAAUGUCAAUAGUCUACCUAAACAUGUUUGCAAGCUUUGUGUGUCACAAAAUGUCUUGGUAAUUGAAUUUUGAAUGAAGAGGACCUGGUGUUUAUGGAUAUAACCUGGACAGAAAUCUACAUACAGCUCCUUUAAAAACACAUUUCCUAAAAAGUAAUUGUAGUAACUGUUGUAUUAUUCACUAAUUCUUUGUUGAGUUGGUCUCCCUGAAUGUAAACAAUGAAUGUAUGAAUGUUGGAAAAAGGUCAAAAUACAAUCUGCCUGAAUUAAGACAACCUCUUUUAUGUAGAGAUUGCAAAACACAGGAGUUAUGACAUUACUGAUUCUGUGUUUUCAGACAACAUCAAAUUGUUUCAUCUUUUAGGAAUCAAAAGCAAAAUAACUUGUCAAUAAAUGCACCUUUUGUUUGUUCGCUGAAUGUA